Acaulospora colombiana is the source of this 514-nucleotide messenger RNA. The record is from the annotation of a GenBank genome assembly. NCBI's taxonomy places the organism in Eukaryota, Fungi, Glomeromycota, Glomeromycetes, Diversisporales, Acaulosporaceae.
GCACUAGAGAGUCUACAACCAACAUCGUACUGGGAAGACGAGGCGGAGGAUACGGAAUUCGCCCAAUACGAGGUGUCUGAUGGUGUGUGGGCACAUAGUCUGGACAGAGAAUGGGCAGGCGCGUUCCGCAAACUCACCUACCAAGAACUUCGAUCCCCUAAGUCUCCUCUCACCCCUUGGGAAUACAAAUGGGAGAACUCCAAGAUAGAUUACAACGAUCUCUCCUUCUGGGCGUCUGCAGAUUUACAGAUGUUGACGGAGCUUCGUGACGAAAGGUCAAAGAUUUCCUUACUAGGAAUCUCGUCACUAACCCUGGACUAUAGAACAUGCCGUCGUAUACAUCUUCUCACGAUAUCGACCAAUGAGCCUCAUCCGGACUACACACCGGGUUACGUUGACGUCUUCGAAAGGGACUGCCCUGUCUGGCAAUACUCCAACUCCCUCUCUUACGAGGACCUGCUUGCGCUGAGAUUGAGGGGCCGACAUCAGUCAGGUGGAGGAAUAGUCAUUGAUU